AUGAGAAAAGAGUAUGGAGCCCCCGAGGGGUUUUUUGCUUCUUUGUGGAGCUUCAUCUGUUUUCUCCCUUAUUUUAUUGGCCUUCUCAUUCUUGGUUUCAUUAAAGGUAUCAUUUUUGCCCUAUGCCUUCUCAUGUCAGUUGGAAACUCUGCAGUAACAUUGGGUCUUUGGCCUGUGCACCUAUGCUACACUUACUAUUGCAUAUUGAGCACGAAACAAUUAGGGCCAGUUCUGAAGCUUGUACUCUGUCCACUUGUUCUUGUCCUGUUAGUCUUCUGGCCAAUAAUAGCAGUUUUAGGUAGCAUUCGGGGUGCGGCAUACGGAUUUUUUUCACCAAUGCUUGCCACUUUUCAAGCUGUUGGUGAAGGGAAGACAAAUCAAUUCUUUCACUGUAUUUAUGAUGGAACUUAUACUGUCAAGCGAAGCUUUACUGUUGAGGACUUCCUGGACAUGUGUUACUAUUCCUAUUUCUCGAUAAUGGAUGAUUUACGAGUUCAAGGCCUUUCCGCUGGGAAGUACUAUGAGAUCAGAUUGCUUUAUGUUCCCGGAGCACUUAUUGCUGGAGUGCUGGGAUUUAUGGUUGACAUGAUUGUGAUAUCAAUCAUUGCCAUUUGCAAAAGCCCCUACAUGCUAUUUAAGGGGUGGCAUCGUUUAUUUCAUGACUGUGUUGGUCGAGAGGGCCCCUUCUUGGAGACAAUAUGUGUGCCAUUUGCAGGUCUUGCUAUCUUGCUCUGGCCAUUGGCCGUUGCUGGGGCUUUGUUGGGCUCUAUGGUAUCAAGCAUCAUCCUGGGCUUUUAUGCAGCUGUUGUUGUAUAUCAGGAGUCAUCUUUCUGGCUGGGCCUGUGCUAUAUUGCUGCUUCCUUGUCCAUCUAUGAUGAAUACAGCAAUGAUGUUCUUGACAUGUCAGAAGGUUCCUGCUUUCCUAGACCCAAGUACAGAAAGAAUGCUGCAUCAGUAACCAGUUCUCGAGCAGCAUCCUUUUCAAGGCUCCAGUCUUUUAAACGUACAACUUCUUUCAGUGGUCGUAUUGUUGAAUUGAGGUCCCUUGAGUUGGUUGACGCCUUACUCAAGGAGUGCCAGCGCUAUGGGGAAAUAAUGGUUUCUGAAGGCAUAAUAACAUUAAAAGAUAUUGAAGAUGCCAAGUCUUAUAAAGAUAGUGGCAAAAUAAUCAGCAUUGGUUUACCUGCUUAUUGCAUAUUUCAAGGACUUCUGCGUUCGGCUAAAGCUAAUUCUGCUGGUAUAUUGCUAAGUGAUAAUGUUACUGAAAUAACUAGUACAAAUCGGCCAAAAGAUGCUGUCUUUGAUUGGUUUUUUAACCCACUGGUGAUCAUUAAAGAACAAAUCAAAGCUGAAAACCUAUCUGAAGCUGAAGAGUUAUAUCUUGGCAAAUUGGUUCUACUAAGUGGUGAUCCUGAGAGGCUGAAAAAAUCUGACAUCGGUGCACCACCAGAGUCUGAGCUAAGACGAGCUGAACUUGAUGGAUUAGCUCGAAGACUUCAAGGAAUCACUAGAUCCAUAUCAAGGUAUCCCACAUUUAGGCGGCGUUUUGAUACCAGUAUGAAGAUGGUCGUAGAAGAACUUGCCAAAAAGAAUGGUGAAAGUAGCAUCUCUAGUGGACCUCAAACAGUUCCCCGGUCAAAAAGCUUGUUUGUCCGAAUGUUUAGCCAAAAAUCUUCUAGAACCAGAACGAGUAAGCAUGGAUCUGAUCUAGAGGCCGGAUCAGUUGUUGAGAGAGAUGUUGAAAUUAUAUGAGAAAGAAAUAUGACAACUUAUGAGUUUGUAUCUGUAACAUUUGGGUGUCAAUAGCUGAUUUUGAACUCCAGCGCAGGUUAAGUUUCACAUCAUUGAAGUUUUUCCUUGGAGAAAGGGAAAUAGGAAUGUAGUGGGAUAUUGGUUUUCUUCCGUGCUUUUGAACAGUUACAGAUUGUGUUGUAUAGAAAGGGAACGUAGUGGGAUCUGGGAUUUUGGAUUCGAUUAUUUGCUUUCUCCAACAUUUGUAUCUCCAUCGCUAACAACGACAACAGCAGCAGCCUGAAGGAAUUUUUCAAUACGCACUGUACAUGAGAAGGAAAACUGUCUCGGGGGUGAGUUUUAUUAAAGAUUCUAUUACGCGCAUUGUGACUUUGGAUAUACUUUUUCGUUGACAGAAACUUCUACUAGUGUGUUUGGAUAGAGUAUUAUUUUGAAAUAAUUAAUGUUAGAUUUUUUGUAAUGUGAUGUAUAUGAGAUGAAAAAGUAAUUGGAAAUGUAAAAAUGUGAAUUGAAAAAUAUGUUUAUGAUACAAGCGAAAUAUUAUUUGAUUAAA
Coffea arabica (coffee) is the source of this 2305-nucleotide messenger RNA. NCBI's taxonomy places the organism in Eukaryota, Viridiplantae, Streptophyta, Magnoliopsida, Gentianales, Rubiaceae. The record is from RefSeq and is a predicted model, not a curated record.